Cladocopium goreaui is the source of this 2652-nucleotide messenger RNA. Lineage: Eukaryota; Dinophyceae; Suessiales; Symbiodiniaceae. The record is from the annotation of a GenBank genome assembly.
AUGUACACGGGCAUGCAGGCUGACUAUGCAGCUGCGGAUGAGACGAGCGGGAGUUUGUCAACCCCGCCUCGGCGGACGGGGGCGUCACAGCCUCCAAGUAGUGGUGAUCGGCCGAGCAUGGGCUCGGGGCGAGGCAAAGGUCGUGGUGGUGAAGGUCCUGAGAGGUAUGUGAUGGCUUCUGAAGGAAGCUCAGGUGCUGAACGUAGUGAAGGAGUGGCUGAGAGCAGUUGGGAAUGGGAGACCGACUCUUCGUGGUGGAGCCCUUCCGGAAGGUAUGAAAACUGGACUUGGGUGGGUCGCCAUAGCCACUCAGACCGGUCAAGUUAUGGCGGUGCUUACUAUGCCAACUGGGAUUGGGAGCGACCUUCCGACCCUUGGUGGGAUUGGUACAAUGAUCGACGUCAUCGAGAUCGUUCGGGAGUAUCUCAUGGCAGCGAUCAUGGAGAUCGUGAACAACCCGAUCAUAGAGGUUGGCGUGGUGAUCCUUGGAAUGAUUUGGAGGUGACCUCGCCGAAGUCAAUGCCAGCUGCGCGUGAUGUCAGCGGGGCCUUGCCGUCUGGUGAGAUGAGUUCUGUGGGUCAGCAGAAGGAGAACAAGGUGGCAGGUGAUCACCGCAACUCAAAAAUUUCUUCUUCGUACCCGCCCAUUUUUCGAGCGAAGCCUGGGGAGUCUUUCAAGGAAUGGAAGCGAUCAGUGGGCUUCUGGUUGGGCGGUGAAGCUGGUUCUCUUCCUGCAGAGCUCAUUGGUCCGAGGCUGAUGGUGCAAUUGAGGGACAGAGCGGGUCAGUUGGUGCACCAUCUGAGCAAUGAAGAUGUCAACAAGGCCAAUGGCAUGCAAUUGGUGAUGGAGACCCUGGAGAAGAGCCCAUUGAUCCGGCAACUCGACAAGCACAAGGUCGACAUGCAUCGCAAGCGCCUGAUGUCCUUGCGAAGGUUGCCACAAGAAAGUUUGGAGUCCUACGUAACCAGAGGUCAGCUCUAUCGCACUCAGUUGGUUGCCCUGGAUGAUGCGAUGCAGAUGGGUGAAUGUUUUUUCACUGGGCAUUUGCUGGAUGGAGCGCGGCUCUCGCGCAAGGACAAGGUGAUGAUUAAAACGAGAGCUGGCAGCGAUCGCGAGGUGGACGUGACCAACGCCAUGGUAGAGCUGGCCCCGGAGUUGGAAGGAGAGCAUGGCUUUCCAAUCGGCAAUUCUGAGCCGAAUGCCGCUGCACGCCAAGGCGAGGAGUUUCUCAUUCAGCGCCCUGAGAGCUCUCGCUUUGGCAAGAAGGAUGUCAACGCUGUCGAGCUCGACCCCUUUGCUGAGGAGAAUGUCGAGUUGGAUGAUGACGCUUCGAUGAUGCUGGAAGAGUUUGACCCUCCAGAACUGGUGCAAGCGGCCAAUGAGGCCUUUGCGUUGCAGCACAAGGCCAAGCAGCGCAUCAUGGAGGUGCGAAAGUUGAGACAAUACUAUCGUCGGCCAGAUCGUCCUGAGCAAGAAGAACGCCGACGAGCUUUGCAGGAGAAAAUGCGCACUUCGCCAUGUCACCGCUGCGGUGAAAUUGGCCAUUGGAGCCGAGAAUGUCCCCAGCGAAACAAUGCUGUGGCAGCCACCGCUGUGAAAGGAAGCCCUUCGGCAAAGACUGCUGAGGAUGAGUGGUCGGCUUUGGUGUCACUUUGUCAUCAACAGCCAAGUGUGGCAUCGUCCGCUUCGGUGGCAUACAAGGAGCGUUUUGUCGGGGUGAUCAAUCACGUUGGGGGCAUAGCUCAUGAAACGAUGUGGUGUCAGCAGGAACUUCGUUUACAUGUUAUUUUAGAUUUGGGAUGUGUGAAAUCGGUGGUUGGUUUGAGCUGGAUGAAUCAGUUGGUGAAAGAGUGGAAAAGUAAGAAUAGAUGGUUUGUGGUGCUCCCCGAGCAAGAGAAGUUCCAAUUUGGGAAUGGCGAAACGCUGACUAGUCAAGAGGCUCAGGUGAUCAAGAAGGUCAUGCCCAUGCCUGAAGUCGUUAUGGCGACGGUGCCUGCGGCAGCCAAGGCGAAGUCCUCCGCAGACAAGCCAGUGGACGAACCGAAGGUCGUGAUUUGUCGCCUUUGCGGGGAUCCAGGUCACCGAGCCAAAGAAUGUCACAUGUUGGAGCAAUUGGUGAGCGAGACGGAAGAGGAGGAGAUGAAGGUCGAUCAGGGCUAUUUGGAGCGAACUCGGAAGAAGAUUCAUUCUCGCCGCUCCUCUCGAGCUGCACCCCAACCCAAGAGCCCGAGGACGAGCACCGAGCAGCAUUCGACUUCGGAGUGGGAGCUCAUGCAGGGGCUUACCAAGGACGAGAUCGCCCUGAUCACCAAGCGCAGGGAGAAGGCGGCCGUCACCCGAUCCAAGCAGCAGGCCAAUCGAGCCCUCACGGGCGAGCAGGCGAACUUCCCGAGCCUCUCUCACAUGUGGUCUCAGGAGGUAGCAUUGAACAUGGUGUUUGCAAUGGGCUCUCGCAUGAGGACUUUCCUAUGGAAGAAGCUCCUUUGGCAGCUGAGGGUGAAGUCCGCCGUGGAUCGCAUUCAGGGUGCCCGCUGGAAGCGCAACCCACGAUGGUUAGCAAUGUUGCUGUCCAAGGAAGUGGGUGCGAUCUGGGGUCAUUACGGAGCACUUCGUCAGAAGUUGAACAACCCGGACAUUCUGUACCUGAUGUGA